AUGCCCAGGGAAAUCAUUACGAUCCAAGCCGGCCAAUGCGGCAACAACGUCGGGAGCCAGUUCUGGCAGCAGCUCUGUCUGGAGCAUGGCAUCAGCCAGGACGGCAACCUGGAGGAGUUUGCGACCGAGGGCGGUGAUCGCAAGGACGUGUUUUUCUACCAGAGUGAUGAUACGAGAUAUAUUCCCCGCGCAAUACUGCUCGACUUGGAGCCCAGGGUCAUCAAUGGCAUCCAAACCGGACCGUAUCGAAACAUCUACAACCCCGAAAACUUCUUCGUCGGGAAACAAGGCAUUGGCGCAGGGAACAACUGGGCCGCUGGGUAUGCGGCAGGCGACGUGGUGCAGGAGGAGAUCUUUGACAUGAUCGAUCGAGAGGCAGAUGGAAGUGAUUCGCUGGAGGGUUUCAUGCUGCUGCACUCGAUCGCUGGAGGCACUGGCUCCGGCCUGGGGAGCUACCUCCUCGAGCGGAUGAACGACCGUUUCCCCAAGAAGCUCAUCCAGACGUACUCGGUCUUCCCGGACACGCAGUCGGCGGACGUCGUGGUGAAUCCGUACAACAGUCUUCUGGCGAUGAGACGGUUGACGCAGAAUGCGGACUCGGUGGUCGUUCUGGACAAUGGCGCACUGUCGAGGAUCGUCGCCGACCGACUCCACGUGCAGGAGCCGUCGUUCCAGCAGACUAACCAACUGGUGUCGACGGUCAUGUCCGCAUCGACGACCACGCUCCGAUACCCCGGCUACAUGCACAACGACCUCGUCGGCAUCAUCGCCUCGCUGAUCCCCACGCCGCGAUGCCACUUCCUCAUCACAUCCUACACCCCGUUCACGGGCGACAACAUCGAACAGGCCAAGACGGUCCGGAAGACGACAGUGCUCGACGUCAUGCGGCGGCUGCUGCAGCCAAAGAACCGGAUGGUGUCGAUCACGCCGAGCAAAUCGAGCUGUUACAUCAGCAUCCUGAACAUCAUCCAGGGCGAAGCCGACCCGACGGACGUGCACAAGUCGCUGCUGCGGAUCCGCGAGCGGCGUCUCGCGUCGUUCAUCCCCUGGGGGCCGGCAAGCAUCCAGGUAGCGCUGACUAAGAAGUCGCCGUACAUCCAGCACACGCACCGCGUCAGCGGCCUGAUGCUGGCGAACCACACGUCGGUGGCGACGCUCUUCAAGCGCAUCGUGCAGCAGUACGACCGGCUGCGCAAGCGCAACGCCUUCCUGGAGCAGUACAAAAAGGAGCCGCCGUUCGCGGACGGCCUGGGCGAGUUCGACGAGGCCAAGGCCGUCGUCAUGGACCUGGUCGGCGAGUACGAGGCGGCUGAGAAGGAGAAUUAUCUCGAUCCGGGGGCGGGCGAGAACAAUCAGCCUAGCAGCAUGUAG
Rasamsonia emersonii CBS 393.64 is the source of this 1371-nucleotide messenger RNA. RefSeq names its product Gamma tubulin MipA. The record is from RefSeq and is a predicted model, not a curated record. Lineage: Eukaryota; Fungi; Ascomycota; Eurotiomycetes; Eurotiales; Trichocomaceae. The transcript is spliced from 8 exons. The coding region runs from base 1 to 1371 and encodes 456 amino acids. Gene Ontology annotation, cellular component: cytoplasm; gamma-tubulin complex; microtubule. Gene Ontology annotation, biological process: mitotic sister chromatid segregation; mitotic cell cycle; cytoplasmic microtubule organization. Gene Ontology annotation, molecular function: structural constituent of cytoskeleton; GTP binding.